This is a messenger RNA of Colletotrichum higginsianum IMI 349063, 1656 nucleotides long. RefSeq names its product Glutamyl-tRNA(Gln) amidotransferase subunit A. Lineage: Eukaryota; Fungi; Ascomycota; Sordariomycetes; Glomerellales; Glomerellaceae. The transcript is spliced from 4 exons. The record is from RefSeq and is a predicted model, not a curated record. The coding region runs from base 1 to 1656 and encodes 551 amino acids.
AUGCCCGUGUGCGGCGGAACCUUCAAGCUAGAGGAGGCCACCAUCGACCAGAUGCAGAAAGCGAUGCAGGAUGGAAUCAUGACAUCGCAGCAGCUGGUCAUCUGCUAUGUGCAGCGGACCUUCCAGACGCAGGAAUAUAUCAGCUCCGUGAUGCAGAUGAACCCUGACGUCUUGGCAAUCGCAGCCAGGAUGGACGAGCUGAGGAAAGCAGGCCAGCUUCUCGGCCCGUUGCACGGCAUCCCCUUUACCGUCAAAGACAACAUCGCAACCAAAGACAGUAUGGAGACCACGGCCGGCAGCUGGGCUCUCUUGGGGAGCGUCGUUCCCCGCGAUGCCUUCGUCGUCGCGCGUCUCAGGGCGGCCGGGGCCGUCCUCUUCGGCAAGGCAACGAUGAGCGAGUGGGCGGACAUGAGAAGCACGGGGUAUUCCGAGGGCUACUCGCCGAGGGGGGGACAGGCGCGGAGCCCUUACAAUCUUACCCUGAACCCCUUUGGCAGCAGUUCCGGCAGCGCGAUCGGCGUGGCUGCCAACGCGAUUGCCUUCUCUCUCGGGACCGAGACUGAUGGCAGCGUCAUCAGUCCUGCUCACAGGAACGCUGUGGUGGGCUUCAAGCCAACGGUCGGACUGACCUCGAGAGAUGGGGUAAUCCCGGAAUGCGAGCAUCAAGACACGGUCGGUACUUUCGGCCGAACUGUAAGGGACGCCGUGUACGCGCUCGAUGCCAUCUACGGCGUAGACCCCCGAGACAACUACACGGAUGCUCAGCGCGGGAAGACUCCGUUAUCCGGAGGCUAUUCGCAGUUCCUCACCACCAAGACGGCUUUGAAGAACGCGACCUUUGGCAUCCCCUGGCACAGCUUCUGGGAUCACGCAAGCGCAGAAAACAAGGCGCAACUAGGUCGACUCAUCGACCUGAUCAAGGCGGCCGGCGCACGCGUCGUCAACUACACCGAAAUAGCCGACUUUGACAACAUCGUGAGGAAACGCGGCUGGGACUGGGACUGGCGCGCAAAGGAGCUCAACAGGCCGUACGAGUCGGAGUACACGGUGGUGAAGGUCGACUUCUACAACAACAUCAAGAAGUACCUCUCGGAGCUGCAGAACACGGACAUCCGCUCGCUCGAAGACAUCAUCCGCUUCAACUACGAGAACGACGGGACCGAGGGCGGGCACCCGUACGGGCAGAACUACACCGACGCCGGCAGCGGCAGGACCUCGUACCACGGCCACCCGGCGUUCCGCACCGGGCAGAACGGCUUCCUCAUGUCCAACGCCACGCAGGGGGUCCAGGACGAGACGUAUUGGCGGGCGCUCGAAUUCAUGCAGAGAACGACGCGCGACGGGAUCGACGCGGCUUUGACCCAUGACGGGACUCGGCUAUCUGGCUUGCUCGUGCCUCCGUCCGUGGGUCAGACCUACCAGAUCGCGGCGCAGGCCGGGUAUCCCAUGGUCACCAUCCCGGCGGGCGUGGACCCGGUUUCGGGCAUGCCGUUCGGGCUCGGGAUCAUGCAGACGGCGUUUGGUGAGGAGGAGCUUGUCCGCUGGGCCAGCGCCAUCGAGGACUUGCAGUUGACUUCAGGCACGGAGCUAAAGAGGACGCGACCGAAGUGGUACAGAUACUUGGAGAAGCCACUCCCGGUCAGAAGGGAGUCAUAG